Messenger RNA from Theobroma umbraticum, 2771 nucleotides. Its product is annotated as zein-binding protein (Protein of unknown function, DUF593). The record is from RefSeq and is a predicted model, not a curated record. NCBI's taxonomy places the organism in Eukaryota, Viridiplantae, Streptophyta, Magnoliopsida, Malvales, Malvaceae.
CCAAAAUUUUAGAAACUUUACAAAAACCUCUCUUUCUCUGGGUUUCUUCCUCGAACCUUCACGGACUCAAGGACCAAACUUGGGUCAAUUUUUCAGUAUCCCAAUCACUGAGUCAAUCCAAACCAACUAGGGGGUGAGUUACCCUGAUUGAAACUCUCUCUUUUAAAAACGAAAUCGUGAAACUUUUCAAUAAGAAUCCAUCUUUUUUCAAUGGCAUGUAAUGUGAUAAAUUCAUGGACGUUCAGUGGCCUAGUGGGUGCUUUUCUUGAUCUAUCAAUAGCUUAUUUAUUGCUUUGUGGAUCAGCUCUUUCUUAUUUGGCUUCAAAAUUUCUGGGUUUAUUUGGAUUGUCCUUGCCUUGUCCUUGUAAUGGAUUGUUUGGGUACACAGAUAAGAAUAAUUGUUUUCAAGCCAUUUUAGUUAAUAAACCAUCUCUUAAAAUCUCCUCUGUUCAAUCUUCUGUUAAGAAAAAGCUCCCUUUUGAUUCAAUUUGGAACAACUUUUAUGAUGAUGAUGAUGAGGAUGAGGUUGAAGAACAGCAUGAUAGUCAAUCAAAUGUCGAUAAGUGGCAAAAUAGGAAUGUCGAGAUGGAUGGGGAAGCAUCUUCUUCUUCAUGGAAUGAGAAGAAGAAUUUUGUUGGAGUAAAAAAAAGAAGCUUUACGCCAAUUCCUAAGUGGAAGGGGUUUGGGAGUCAGAGGCCUAGAGUUGGUCUUAGGCGGCGUAAGAGAGCUGCUAGUGGUCAUCGUGGAAAGGUUUUGUCUUUUUCAUAUGAUUCUUUGGUGUCGAUGACUACCCCAACUGGUUUGAAUUCUUCUGCUAGUAUUGGUAAAUUUGGGAAUGAUAACACUGAAGGGGGCAGGACUUCGGCUAAUUCUGAAGAUGGCUGGGAAACUUCAAAAGAGAUUGAAAUGCCUGAGCAAGGUUCUCUGGGUUUUGACAUGGAUGAUGACCCUUUUGCUGAGAAUAAACUCAUAGAGAAGGAAUUAGCACUGGCUGAGUUCAAGUGCUUGCCACCAGAUCAGGAUUUUAAUGGCAGUGACAGAAAUGCAAUAAGAGUCUUGGAACAAGCUCUAGAAGAAGAGCAUGUUGCUCGUACUGCUCUAUACCUUGAGCUUGAGAAAGAGAGAAGUGCUGCUGCUACUGCUGCAGAUGAGGCUAUGGCGAUGAUAUUGCGUCUGCAAGAGGAGAAGGCAACCAUCGAGAUGGAAGCUAGGCAAUACCAGAGGAUGAUAGAGGAAAAAUCUGCAUAUGAUGCAGAAGAAAUGAAAAUUCUCAAAGAGAUCCUAUUCAGGAGAGAAAGGGAGAAGCAUUUCUUGGAGAAGGAAGUUGAAUCUUACAAGCAUAUGUUUUUCGAAAAUGAGCAAUUGGAUGCUGAGAUGUAUGAUACAGCAGCCACACAGGAACUAGAAAGUUCAUCUAUAUAUUCAAAUGAGGAGCCAGUGCUAAAGUUGCAGCAGAACACUGAAUCUAUAAGGUCACCGAAUCAUACUCUUGCUUUUGGGAAAGAAAUACCGAUUCCAGAACUCAAUGAAUAUGCUGGCUCUUUAAAUUCUAGUAUUGAAGUCAAUUGUGCACAUCUGUCUAGAAAUCGUGAUGAGGUUAAUCAAGAAUUUCAGAACAAGGGAAUGGCACUCAAAAACAAGAAUCUCAAUCAUCAAGAGAGACAUGUGCAGUCCACUCAGUCAACUCAGGGACCUGAUUUGCAAGAGAAACCCAUUAGCCCUAUGGUUGAAGAAGAGAAGCAAUGUGGGGAAACCAGUCCACGCCAACGCUUGAUGCCUAAGACAACUGAGGCUUUUGAAGAAACAAAGAUAAUUUUCCCAUAUAAUAAUGAAAAAGUGGAGAAGCAUGGAGAAGACUUACAUGGCUCCUAUUCUGGUGUUGAUUAUCAUGUUCAUGAUGUUCAUGUCAUUUAUGAUGGAUGUAACGUGAAUAAUAACGAGAAUGGAAGCAAAAGCGAGAAGAAGUCAAUAAGUGUUACCUCAAACUUGCCUGGAACAUGUGAUAAUCCAACCAUUGGUGAGUUAGAAAUUGAGACUGAUAGGAAAAGAAACAGUUUGGACAGAUCUGGCAGAUUACCACCAAUUGGUCCUUCACGAGGCAAACAUUUACCUCCCAUUUUACGUCGAAAUUCCAUGUCUGCUUUUGAUUAUGAGCGGCUGAAAAUUGACAAUGAAGUUGGGUGGCUUAGAGAAAGGCUAAAGAUUGUACAACAGGGAAGAGACAAGCUCAACUUCCCUAUGGGCCACAGGGAGAGGGAACAAGGUCAGUUGCAAAUAUUGGAAAAUAUUGCAAGUCAACUUCGAGAGAUACGGCAGUUAACAGAACCUGGGAAAGCUUUGCGACAGGCAUCUUUGCCUCCUCCAUCCUCAAAGGUUAUGUCAAAGAAAAGACGUUGGCGGGGUGCUCCUUUAGGAGUAUUGAGAAGCAUUUGAAAGAACCAACCGUUCUCUCGAAUGUUGAUGAUUGAGAUGAGCUAGACUUGGCUCCAUCUGGGACCAGCUGAUAUCUUUCGAAGGUUUGGAUUGCAACUUUCCUCCAAUUGAACUUGUAAGCUGUUUCCUAAAGUAAUUUACAUGUUAAGCGAAAUUAGUUGAAGGAUAUGCUAGAGAUGGAAAAGGAAACAUAUGAGUUUCUGCUUAUAAUUGUAGAAUCCAAUUUUGACUAUUUGGUAGCCCUGUAGGUUCCAGACAGAAAUGAGCUUCUGCAGAUUACACGUCCUGUGACUUCCACUUGACAUAUAAAUUUUAUAUAAGUUUCCUUUUUCACUAAA